Molecule: messenger RNA, 4166 nt
Organism: Paramisgurnus dabryanus
Lineage: Eukaryota; Metazoa; Chordata; Actinopteri; Cypriniformes; Cobitidae
Gene: ccdc162
Product: coiled-coil domain-containing protein 162
Source: RefSeq, a predicted model, not a curated record
CUUUGAAGAGCGUGUAUUUACUGGAGUUGCAUCCCUCCCUGUGUUUGGCAUCUCGACUGUAUGAGGGUAUUGAACGUGCCUGUGCUGAACUGUGUGAGCUGAACAGAGCUCAGACAGCGUCUCAGAGAUUAAACCUGGAGAAAAAGCUCCUGAAAAUGGCUUUGCAUCACUGGCACAUUCUGGGCACUCCUGGUGCCACCUACAGUCCUCAAAUACAAAGAGAUCUGUUCUCAGAUGUCUUCGUUGAGGACCCUUUGCUGGUCAGAGAGCUCGGCCUCAACGUUGUGAGAUCUGCUGAGGAACAGGAGAGGAAACCAGGCAAAGAGAAACAGUUGUUCAUGGUGAAAACGUUCUGCACUUUGCUAGAAUUGGUGACGGUUCGGCAGCGCAUCAUCGAGUCGGCAUCAGAGUCUGAGCUCCUGUCCCAAUUAUAUAAAUGUCUAGCCACAGAGAUGGGGUUUGAUGAAAAUCAUUUAUACAUGCGACCAGUGCAGUUUGAGUUCGCCAUGAAGAAAGAGAUACCCAAAGAGUCUCAGGUGUUCAUCACUGCUGUCCAUGAGGACAAACUAAAUGUCGACAGGUUUGCACCAACCUGUCUUCCAUUAGCUGUUCAGGAACUUGACGAGAAUCACAUCGGCAAAUUUAGUUUUCAAUCUAAUGAAUCGAUUUUACAGCUGAUGAAUCAGUCCAGCUUGGAGAACCUGCAGGUGGUUCUGAUUUGUCAGGUGGUCCAUAAAAAUGCCCUUAUUGGAGCAAUUAAACAGGCAUCAGUGUGCUAUUGGGCCGAGACGUUUGCUCAAUCCUCGGAUCUUACAGUCCCGCAACAUGACAGAUCUACAGCCUCUGAAAAACAGAGACGUGACUUAACCACCAGAAACAGGCUUGCAGGAGCAUUUGUGUCCAUCCAGCUGGUGAAAGCAGUUUUCAGAGAUGAAAUGCUGAAUGCAUUUAUAAAGAAGAAGGAACAGACAAGCACACUAAAGUUAAACCCGGAAGAAGUGGGAAAGAUGAAGAGGAAACUGAUCAUCGAGUUCUGUCACAAGUUUAAUAAGCAUAUAUCACAGAGUUUUUCCAGAGGACAGCUGGUGGCUCUUUAUCACAAUCUCACCUCAACACUCGCCGAGGUGCCACACAUCCGUGAGAAACACUUUGUAAUUGGACAGCAAAAUGAAAGCAGAUCGAACCUGCGGCCAGGAGAGAUGAUGAAUCCAGAUCCAAGGACAUUUGAACCUCGACCCAAGAGACUCUUAUCGGCUGAUGGAAAUACUCUGGUAAACCUGUGGUACAUCCCUCACUACACUGAAGUGCUGCAUAUGUUCAGAGACCUGGAGGAAAAGGAAUGUCACAGAGCUCUUCAAAACACACAUCAGAUUAUUUCAGCGCUUCAUGACAUCGUCUGUUACCUGGUGAGCUUUGCUCGACUGGGAAAUUCAAACACAUCCUUCAACCCCAGCAGUGCUGAGAGACUAACAGCUGACUGGGGAGGAGCAGAAAGCAUCGGUGCUGAACUGUGGGACAUCCAGCGACAGAUUGACUCUCUUCAUGAACCCAGAAGUUCAGAUGCUGUUGGGAAACUCCUGCAGUUAAACAGAGAAGUGCUCUUCAUGAGCUUUGAAAUGGCAGUGCGCUACAUGAUCAGGGAAGCAUUUCUGUCCUCUGGAAACACCUCAGCCUAUCAGAGUGUGAAUGAGAACAUGAGCCACGCCCUCCCAAUCAUGUGUGACAGCGUAGAGGGAGGAGCCAUCUCUCUCUCUGUUCCUCAGCCUCUUGAUCCAAGCUGUCUCCAGGCACAAAAACUGUAUCCAUGGAGAUCAUUCCUCACAUGCUAUGGAUCACACCCCUUCGUUAUAUGGGACAUCUCACCGAUAGAGUAUUACAUGCAGCUCUGCUUGUGUGAUCUGAAUAACCGAUGCCGAAUGGAGGCCAACGGAGCGAUUCUGGGUGUAUCUCUGGUCAUUGAUGAUGUUCUCAGUAGUGGAAGAUACGCCGCUCCUCUUCAUCUGCAGAGCACAGGAGAUCCUGACAUCACUGCUUUGUGUGAUAAAGAAGAUGACAUGGACAACACAGAUAUAAAAACAGAGAAUACAUCUAAAGUUCAAGAUCGCACCCGAUCACUGAUGAACCAGCGGGGAUUUUUACUCCUCUGGAAGCAAAUGGAGGUUUUCAAAGAAAGCUGGAUUCAACGACAGCUGGCUUCAGAGAAAAUAAACAGCCUUGCACUUUAUAAACACAUCUCACAACUUUAUAGAACGGAGAUUUACUUUCCCAGUAUGCACGCAUUGGCACAGCAUAUGGAGAAAGAGAAGGAAUACGAGAUGCUUUUGUCUCACCAUCAGUCAAUUCAACCACCACCAGGAGCAACUGAGAUUGACAUUAAAACAUGGCAGUUACUGCGACUCUUGGAGAUCACCGAGUGUCACAUGAUCAAAGCGGUUCAGAACAGGAUUACUACUGAAAUGACUCGAGUGAUGUCAGAGCGUGCCCGGCAUGACACUGCACUCCCCACAGAUCUGUGGAAAAAGGCGUCCAUGGAGCACAGUUUCUCUCUGGAAAGACCUCAGAUAGUGGAGAACUUUGUUCAGCAGUUGAUGGGCGGUGAUGUGGAGGAGACUGAUGGACAGGUGAUGUUCUCUAAAGCUCAUCUGCAGGAAUGUUUGAUUGAACUCGCUUCUGCUGUAAUGAAUCGUGAGAAAAGCGUCUUUCUGCGUUAUUCUCAGUUUUAUGAGCAAAUCCUUCAACAGCAGGGACAACUACUUUACCAGAGAGAACAGGAUGUUAAGGAGCUACAAGCCAAAGAAAUGCACGGCAAUGACCCACACACAAAGGUGGCAGAAGUGUGUCGGGAGAUGAUGAUCGAAAUCACAGCUCUACGUGCCCGAAUUACACAACUAGAGGAAGAGAAGAGAAACUUAGAUCAACAUCUCAACCUGAAACACAGACAGCACUAUGACUCGCUGGUCCACCAUCUGUUUUCUACAUGUAUACAUUUGAAGUCACGACUAGACAAAUAUCACGUGAAUAUGGAGCAAGAUGUGAGACGGCUGGUAAGCAGUGCGAGGACAGAGGCUGCAGACAGAAUCAUCAGAUUGAAAAAUAAACUAUCAUCCACUAAAGAUAAUGAGAAGUUCAGCCAGAAACUCGAUGAGAAGGAGGCAUUAGAAGAUCUUCAUGCAGAAAACAGCAAGCUGGCUGGGCUCUUUUGUAAACUGAGAGCCUUCAAUCACUGGAGGUUGGUGACUGGUAGAGGCAAGCUGCAAAAAGACCUUCUUCAAUGGAAACAAAAUGAGGUCUCCUGUAAAACAGAGGCGCUUAAAAUGAAGAUGAUUUCUGAAGAGAAGGUGAUCAUUCUGAAACAAGGGAUUGAUGCAGUGCAACGUGAACUCUUUCAACGUAAGACCGACUAUGAACACAUCAAGAGACAGAUCGCUCAACAGACUCAAAAGCUACAGGAUGUUGAACACCGGUCUGUACGAGAUGCGCAGAGCCGUCAGGAGCUUGAGAACUUGCGUAUGCAGAGUCUGGGGCAACUGCAGGAAGACGUGGUGGAUCGAGACGGUCAGGUCAGAGCUCUAAGCGCACAAUUGGAGAAAAACACCAGGGAGACGGAGCUACUACAACAACGCAAUCACCAACGAAUCAAACAUGUGAGAGGUCAGCUUCAUCAAGAACGAACCCUGAAACUUGAAGCUUUCCAGCAUGUGGACAAACUACAAAGUCAGAUUCACAGUUUCGAGACCGUUUUAUCUAAAUCCACCGUUUCUUCAGGACGCCAAAGCUCCUCAAGAAAGCUACAUUUACGAAACGCAUCAGCUGGUUUACUCAGGAGUAGCUCCAUUACACCUUUUUUAAGCAGUAGUUUUAUAAACCGAGAUUACACAACAGAAGAACUCUGUACUGACGCUGGCUACAGGGAGUCUUGGACACCUCUGGAAAGACCAAAAACAAACACCAGUCGUCUACAUCUGGACAUUUCAGAGGCGCUGUUGCCCAGUCUUCCUGAUCCAAUCUCAUCAUCUAACCACACAUCAUACCAGAAUUUUAGGUUUGGUCACAAAUAAACGAUUUAAAGCGUACUUUAUAUUGGACUAGGCUAGCGACAUAUUUUUAGUUUAGCAUAACUUUUAACGUAUAAUUAGUGGAUUCAUGUAGUGUAGACUGGGGAUAUU